Molecule: messenger RNA, 1008 nt
Organism: Sus scrofa (pig)
Lineage: Eukaryota; Metazoa; Chordata; Mammalia; Artiodactyla; Suidae
Source: RefSeq, a predicted model, not a curated record
AGGGCCUUGGCCCACACAAAGCAGAUGGCGCACAAGUGCACCGGCGGCAAGGCACCACGAAAGCAGCUGACUACCAAAGUAGCUCGAAAGGGUGCUCCAGCUACAGGUGGUGUAAAGAAGCCACACAGAUUUCGGCCUGAUACUGUAGCCUUGCACGAGAUCCGUCUGUACAGACAGAAGUCUACAGAGCUUUUGGUUCACAAGCUGCUGUUCCAGCGGCUGGUACGUGAGAUUGCACAGGAUUUCAAGGCGGAUCUGAGUUUCCAGAGUUCGGCUGUGAUGGCACUGCGGGAAGCAUGCGAGGCAUAUCUGGUGGGUUUUUUUGAAGAUGCCAGCCUGUGUGCUAUUCAUGCCAAGCGUGUCACUAUUACGCCUAAAGAUGUCCAGCUGGCUCGGCGUAUUCGUGGGGAGCGUGUCUAGAUUCUCAGCACACAGCCGCUGCUCUUACCCCAAAGACUCUUCAGAGCCACUACUUCUUCACAAAGUGCACUGUACACAAAACAUUUAGGUUGCCCCUUAUCUCCAGCCUACCAGAAACCUAACUGUGUUGCGUGGUAACACGGCCUUUGAGACUUAACUAUGUCAAGUCGCUGCGUAGCCCCUAGUCUUAAUGUUUGAAGAGGGUAUGUUGCCUUGGAAGUGAGCAUCCGUGGCAACAGCUGAUCAAUGCGCUUAGCAAAAAGUUUCUCAACCCAUAAGACUGUCUGAACUUGCUGGAAAACUCUAUGAGAGCAGUCACUCAUACUCCCCAAAGCAGAGCUGUGUGUAAACAACCUGAGCAUGGUUUUCAGGAAGAGUGUAAGGACUUGUUCCUCCAUUGGUGAUGGUUGGAAGCUUUUAUUAGUUGAGGUUUUAACUUGAUAAAAAUCUAAACACUGCCAGGUUGCCGAAAGGGGAUAAAAUCUGUUCCCUCCUGUCCCUGUUUGGUCUUCACUUUGGGGAUGCUUAACAGCUGAGUGAAGGAAACAUGUAUGUAGAAGCAGUUACUAUGCAGUGUGUUUUGGUGGU